Messenger RNA from Phoenix dactylifera (date palm), 1488 nucleotides. NCBI's taxonomy places the organism in Eukaryota, Viridiplantae, Streptophyta, Magnoliopsida, Arecales, Arecaceae. The record is from RefSeq and is a predicted model, not a curated record.
CUUUUACGGUGAUCCUGCGGCACAAACGUGCUCUGAGUAGGGUUUUAGCUAUCGUUCCGGACCGUCCUCUAAACGUCGCCGCUCUGCCUCGUUAACAUGGCCGCCGCCGCCGCCCGGUCAGUCCUCCGCUCCUCCUCACUCCGCACCGCUGCUUCGAGGGUCGCCUCUGGGGCCAGAGCCUCCUCCCGCCCUCCCAUUCUCCGCGUCCGCCCCGCUGCCCCUCGCUUCCUCAGAUCUCCGGUAGAGAUGAGCUUCGCCGUGGAAUCACUGCUACCGAAACACAGCGCGACCGCAUCGGCGCUGAUGACUUCGAUGCUCACCGUUUCCCUUAAAGGCUACGGUUGGUUAUCUGAAGGACAAGAUGAAACUAGAUGAAGAUCAAGCCAGAAAGGUGAUUAACUUGGUUUUUCGCCUACCAUUUGGAAUUAUUAAUUGCUGGGCUCAUCAAUAGCUUAAGUGAGAGGAUAUCAUUUAAAGGAAGUGUGCGGAGAUGGAUUUCAUGUUAUGUUUAACAAAAUUUAGGUAGAACUUUCAUAAAUUGAAAUAGUCAUGCCAACCCAUUUUGUCAUGGAUUGCAUUUAAAAAUCUUUUGAUAAGCUUAUCUGUCUUGUUUCUUGUUUAUACUUUUGUUUUAAAGAGUAAUUAUACAGGUCGGUAAGAAUGAGAAAACCACGAAAAUUGAAGUGAUGUCGUCUAAGAUAAAACAAAACUAAUGGAGGAUGUUUGCUAUGGCUGCAGCAGGUGUUCUGAUGUUAAACAAUAGUUUACUAGAAAUUUGUUAGUACUAGAAAUCUCAAGGCUUUUCUAGAUAAAUUGUGCUUGCUAUAGAGGUCAAACUCUCAAAGGGUUCCACCUGAUCAUCAUCAUCUAACCACUCUUAAAAAAAGCAUGUCUCCUUUGUGAUUCUAACUUGAAAAAUAUUAUCAUUGAAGUUGUUAUCUUUGGUGUAAAUAAAGUUAUAUUCCAUGCCAAUUGCAAAUACUCCCUUCUUUUUGUUCCUCCUUUCAUCAAUCUCAUUCCUAUUCCUGUUCCUGCUCUGGCUUCUAAGACUAUGGGAAAUUUUUUAAGGUUAUUGCCAGUUUGAUGGAAUAUCUGAUAUGUUAGCACAAUAUAAGCUUCUUUGUUGUGGGAGAAUCAAUAUCAAUUGCCAAAGCUAUAUGAAAGCUCUAUGACAUUUCCUACGAAAAUGCAUGUAUCUGAUCAUAGUUCAAAAGGUGAUAGGAGCAUAGCUGCAUAAGUCUCAACCUUCAUAUCAAUCUUAACUUUUUCCCCCACUGUCUUUUAUUAAAAAUUUUAAAGGUUAUGGCUAGGUAGCCUUGACAGUUACUAGCCUUGUAAGCCUUAUUAUGUUGAAGGAAUGGACAGAAACGUAGAUUUAGAUCAUGUAUUGGCGUGGUUCAGUGAACUGUAUCAUACUUUGGACUGUCAUGAUUUGAAUGUAUUUUUUGUUCAGUUGAAUUAAAUCAAAUGACAUACUGAUGUUUUUGC